This is a messenger RNA of Arvicanthis niloticus (Nile rat), 5505 nucleotides long. RefSeq names its product SNF2 related chromatin remodeling annealing helicase 1 (gene Smarcal1). NCBI's taxonomy places the organism in Eukaryota, Metazoa, Chordata, Mammalia, Rodentia, Muridae. Gene Ontology annotation, biological process: replication fork processing; DNA repair. The record is from RefSeq and is a predicted model, not a curated record. Gene Ontology annotation, cellular component: nuclear replication fork. Gene Ontology annotation, molecular function: ATP binding.
AACUCCCAGGGUGCACCACACCUUGACACGCCUACAACGUGAUGCCUCUCAAAUUCACCAACCUCCAAUGGGCAGGCUUUCGGACUUAAACUACAAACCCCAGAAGGCCCUACACCAAAUGUAUUAUUAUCCACAAUUUAUGCCCGGGAUCUGCGGCCGUAUUGGCUGUUGGGAAAUGUAGUUCGACGGUGGCCGAGCCAUUCAAUGCCAGAGGCCCGAUCCAAGAUGGGUGAAAUUGCAGCGCUUGAGUUUUAAUUCCUCUAACAGUCCAGAAGCGAAAACUGCUUAGGCAAGGCUCUGGAAGACGCUCCUGGGCUAGGGCUGUUCUGCGAAAUUGACUCACCUUACCAUAGGCCUCCCUAGGUUGGGAACAGGCUAUUGUAGCGCCAUAGCAUGCUUUUACCAACUUCCCAAUUAAAGGGUGACGUCCCUGCAUGAAUCUAUCCUGUUAAAAAUGUCCUUGCCACUUACAGAGGAGCAGAGGAAAAAGAUUGAAGAGAAUCGGCAAAAGGCUUUGGCCCGUCGAGCUGAGAAGUCAGCGGAACAGCCACAGAGCACAGCUUCAGGCUCCUCUGCUGCUGGCCCAUCCCAGUCCAAGCAGGGCUCUCUCCUGAAUCUCCUAACGGAGCCUUCAAAGCCAGCGGGCCAUGCUGCCAUUUUCAAGCAACAGAAUCUCAAUAAUUCAUUUCCUAGUCCUCUAGAAGUCUCUAACCAACAGCUUUUGGGUUAUAAAUCCAGUGAUGGUCAUCCCCAGGCAACCCAGGACACAGCAGCUUCCUCCUCUGGACCAUUUCCCACAGGUCCCGAGUUAGAGGCCACAGCAGUGAGGCCUUCCACGUCUGGGCAGAGCAUUUCAGACACCUUUUAUGCCUUAGGGGGAAAAACACCUAGGAUGGAAGGGAGACCCCCAAAGGCACUACAGAACUCACCCCAAAAAGCAAGCUGUCUACGGGGAACGUGCGUAAGGACUGGGGAUCGCUUCCGGGUGAAGAUCGGCUACAACCAAGACCUCAUUGCUGUGUUUAAGUCUCUGCCCAGCAGACGCUAUGAUUCUUUUACGAAGACGUGGGACUUCAGCAUGAGCGACUACAGAGCCUUGAUGAAGGCAGUCGAGCGACUCUCCACGGUCUCCCUGCAGCCAUUGGAAGAGGCUGAUAGCAGUGUCCGGACACAGACCAGUCUUCCCUCAGCUCCAUCCCUUACCUUUGUCACAGGGAAAUGCAUGCUCAUCUCCCGAUCCCGCUUCGAGGUUGAUAUCAGCUAUUCGGAAGUGGUGAUUUCCCUGUUUAAACAAAUGGAGUCCAGGAAUUACGAUGCCAAGGCCAGGAGGUGGAACUUUCUCUUGGAAGAGCACAAUAAACUAAUUGCAAGGUCACGUGAACUCAAGCAAGUACAACUGGACCCUCUACCCAAGACAGUGACCCUGGCAUUUGCAUCUCAGCUGGAGAAAACGUCUCUCAAGCUGAAAGAAGAUGUGCCAGAAGCUGACCUUUCUGGAGUGGACGCCAAGCUUGUGUCUAACCUCAUGCCCUUUCAGAGAGAGGGAGUUAGCUUUGCCAUAUCAAAAAGAGGCCGCCUGCUGCUUGCCGAUGACAUGGGCCUAGGGAAGACCAUCCAAGCCAUCUGCAUAGCAGCUUUUUACCGAAAGGAAUGGCCACUGCUGGUGGUCGUGCCUUCCUCUGUGCGCUUCACCUGGGAGCAGGCCUUUCUUCGGUGGCUUCCAUCUCUUAGCCCAGAGAAUGUCAACGUGGUGGUGACUGGGAAGGGCCGCCUAACAGCUGGCCUGGUCAACAUUGUCAGUUUCGACCUUCUUUGCAAGUUGGAGAGGCAGCUAAAAACCCCUUUCAAAGUCGUCAUUAUUGAUGAAUCUCACUUCCUCAAAAACAUCAAGACUGCCCGCUGCCGAGCAGCUGUGCCUAUACUAAAGGUUGCCAAGAGGGUGAUCCUCCUGUCGGGCACACCCGCCAUGUCUCGGCCGGCAGAGCUGUACACACAGAUCAUUGCUGUGAAGCCAACCUUCUUCCCGCAGUUUCAUGCCUUUGGAGUUCGCUACUGUGACGCCAAGCGGCUCCCUUGGGGCUGGGACUACUCGGGCUCCUCCAACCUGGGCGAGCUGAAGCUGCUGCUGGAGGAGGCAAUCAUGCUCCGGAGGCUCAAAUCUGACGUGCUGUCCCAGCUUCCGGCCAAGCAGCGCAAGAUGGUGGUGGUCAACCCUGGCAGGAUCAGCAGCAGGGCUAAGGCAGCCCUGGAUGCAGCAGCCAAAGAAAUGACCAAGGACAAAACUAAACAGCAGCAGAAAGAAGCUCUCCUUGUCUUCUUCAAUAGAACGGCAGAAGCUAAAAUCCCAUGUAUCAUCGAAUAUAUCCUGGACUUGCUCGACAGUGGACGAGAGAAGUUUCUAGUGUUUGCACACCAUAAGGUGGUUCUGGAUGCAGUUUCUAAGGAACUUGAGAGGAAGAAUGUUCAGCACUUCCGGAUUGAUGGCUCCACCCCCUCAGCAGACCGGGAGGCUCUGUGCCAGCAGUUCCAGCAGUCCAAAGGGCAUACAGUGGCAGUGUUGUCCAUCACAGCUGCCAACAUGGGCCUCACCUUCUCCUCAGCUGAUCUGGUGGUGUUUGCUGAGCUGUUUUGGAACCCAGGGGUGCUGAUUCAGGCUGAGGACCGUGUGCACCGCAUUGGACAGACAAACUCUGUAGGCAUCCACUACCUGGUGGCAAAAGGCACAGCAGAUGACUACCUUUGGCCUCUGAUUCAAGAGAAGAUUAAAGUUCUAGGGGAAGCUGGGCUUUCUGAGACCAAUUUCUCGGAAAUGACGGAAGCUACGGACUACCUCUACAAGGACCCAAAGCAGAAGACCAUCUAUGACCUGUUCCAGCAGUCCUUUGAAGACGAUGGAAAUGACAUGGAAUUCCUAGAAGCAGCAGAGUCCUUUGAACUAGGAAGUACUUCAGGAAUCUCUGGAAAUAGUUCCCAGGAUCUGGGAGAUAUCUUAGAUGAAAACACAGACAGUCCACCAAAUAAAAGGAGAUUUGAAUUCUUUGAUAAUUGGGACAGCUUUUCCUCUCCCUUUGACCCUUGAAAGGGUCAAAGAAAGAAAAGAAAUGAAAGAGAGCAUUCAAAAAUCAUGGGACUCAUUGAAAUAAAGUAUUUUGUUUAAAAGCCUGUACUCCUUUUGUCAUGCAGCAGAAGAGUCCAAGGCCGGUGGGUACCAGCAGUUCCUUUCCUCUGUUCCUAGACAGGGGCCUGCUUGAAGGCUUAAUUAUGUUUAGCUUUUCUGCAUUAAAAGAUACCAUGGCUUAGAGUAGUCGUAAUUUACAUUCUUAAAUAAUAAAGUGCUUCCUAUGCAACCCCCCAAUAUCUAGUUAAAAUUUUCAACUAGUAAUUUAUUAAGCGCCUCAUAGUUCAGGCACUACCCAAGGUAGUAAUCUUCUAAACUAAAAACAAAGCCUUGUGGAAUUUAUCCAACAGGAAAAGCAGCAGUGAUGGCCAGUCCUCUUUCCUAAUACAAAACAGUUCUAUUUAUGGACACAAAAUGUAAAAUUUGAUUCUCCCAUCAUGAAUUUGAUUUUGAUUUUAAAAACGAUCACGAGUGUGAAAAAACAUUCUGAGGUCACAAACUUAGAUGCAAGCAGUGGGCAGAUAGUGCGCAUGGUCCAUAGUUUGCCAGCCUCUGAUUGAAGCAACAUAGUCCAAUAGUGAUAUAAUACAAACCACACGGUGUGAUUUUAACUUUUCUACCAUUUAUAUUUAGAGGCAAAAGCAAUGUGUUUCUCCUACUGUAGUCAACAUACUGACAUAAAAACGUGAGGUUUUUGAGACAGACUUCCUUUCACAUAUCCCAAGUUGAUCUCAGUCUUACUUAUGUAUCAAAGGAUAACCUUGAACGGCUGAUUCCCCUGUUCCUACCUUUCUGAUGCUGGAGGUAUGCACCCCCCACACCCACUCAGCUCAUUAAUGGAGACAGCAGUCACACCAUUAGGGAACAAAGUCUUUGGAAUGAGUUAAGAACCAGAACGUGAAGGGGUUUACAAAAACAUCAGGAAGUUCUCCCCCGUGACCUGAGGCUGUCUUCAGGGACAUGAGACCCCAAAGGAAAGAAAAGUCGGUGUUUUUCCUCCUGGCCCCAGGCUUCUAGAAUAAUGACUAAGACUCAAAUAUAUUUACAAAUACCUUUGGCUGUCUCCCUAAUUAGAUCAUGACUUAAUAUCCCAUUUAUUUUAAGUUCUGCCACACAGCUGGUUACCUCUGCGCAGCUCCCAUGCUUCUGACCUCCAUGUUCCCAGGCAAGUCCUCUCAGCUUGGCUGUAUCCCAGAAUUCAAUCUCCCAACUGGAUGUCCCACCUUCUAUUUCCUGCCUAAACUUAAAAGCUAAUCAGCAUUUUAUUGACAGGUGUUGCACUCAAGACUGCUCCUUAUUUUGUAAAAAUGGAUACAUCAAGUCUGAUCAGCUAUUUAACCCCUUCCUUGCACUUCCCACCAAGUCAGGAAUAUCAGUGUAAGGGGCUUGGAAGGGGUUAAUUAGAGCAGUCUCAAAUACCUGUGUUUGAUUUUGUUUUCCUAUAGGGUCUCAGUGAGGGAAAUAUUCCUAACCUCAGCAAAUGGCACUAAGCCUGUUGGUCUCUGGGGUACCAUGGCAGCUGUCAGUCACUCAGUCUCUGCCCACAAUUCCCUUCUCAAAUUCGAUGGAGUUUAUUAUCAGCCACUCUUCCAACCCUUUCGUUCUGAGGGUGAAAUAUGCAAAAAGUCCAUAAAACAGUUUGCAGCUUAACUGAAAUACGCACUUGAGUAGGCACAAGCCCAGUUUUCUAAAGAUACUAUCUAGAACCAUGGCUACUUUGCCUUAAUGUUUAGGUUUAUUCAUCUGGGAUGAGAUAGGUCAGGGUUAAUUUUUCCCGAUGACAAUGCAGUUAAUCUCAGCACCACAUAUUAAAAGGCUGUCCUUUCAGCUGUCGGUCUGUGGGGACAUUUACCCCCUACUAUACAUUUGAUGUAAAAUUAUUCUAGAAAUGUAUAAGAAAAAAAUGAAGGUCCUACAUUCUCCCUCUCACCCCAGCCUACUAUUCCUUAGAGGUGAUAACUAAUAUAAUUUGAGAUGGGGCCAUUUGUAAUUCUGUAUAUACCUAAAAGUUGUUUUACAAAAACUGUACCGAACUUAUUGGACCGCUGUGGUCCAUUUCCCAUGAUACACUUGCCCACUGUUUCACUGUUGUCUACUCUGUCUCCCUGUAAUUGACCUGUGAUCCUGCCAUAUGCUUCCUUGGUAUUGGCCCUUUAACAAAAACUGGGUGAUUUUCUUAAGUGAAUUUGAGGAGCUGCAGAAGAAAGAAAAGGACAGAUGUGUGUGGAUCUAUUUUGGACAUGUUGAUCUCUGUGUCUAGAACUAGCUAUGGAAGCAUCAACAGGAUGCUGGACAUUCCUGUGACUCUGGGAUAAACCUUUAUGUCUGUGUCAUGAUAUAAACCUGUGCCCCAGAUGGCUUUUAAGAAUAAAAUGUUGCAUAUGCCC